AUGUCAGUUUUGACAAAGAACUUAUAUUUAAACGUUACCCGAAGAUCAGUCGAAGGAUAUUUAUGCAAAGCAUACCGGCGUAGGGACAAUAUUUGGCACGUUUUUCUUUCUUUCUUUCUUUCUUUCUUUCUCUCUUUCUUUCUUUCUUUCUUUCUCUCUUUCUUUCUUUCUUUGCACAUCUUUAUUUAUUUAUUUAUUUAUUUAUUUAUUUAUUUAUUUUUCCGUCCUUAUUUCUGUCUUUCUAUCCUUCCUCAUUUUUUUCUUUCUUUUUUCUUUCCUUCCUUAUUUCUUUCCUUCCUUCCUUAUUUUUUCUUUCUUUCCUUUCAUUUUUUUUUCCUUCCUUCCUUAUUUUUUCUUUCUUUCUUUUCAUUUUUUUUUUCUUUCUUUUCUUUCCUUCCUUCCUUUCUUUCCUUUUUUUUUUUUUUUCUUCCUUCUUUUCUUUUUCUUUCCUUCCUUCCUUAUCUCUUCUUUUUUCCUUCUUUCCUUAAUUCAUUUCCUUCCUUCCUUAUUUCUGUCCUUCUUCCCUUCCUUCCUUUUUUCCUUCCUUCUUUCUUUUUUCUUUCCUUAUUACUUUCUUUUCUUCCUUUUACUUUCUUCUUUCUUUCCUUCCUUAUUUAUUUAUUUCCUUAUUUCUUUCAGUACAAAUAUUUCGUUUCUUCCCUAUAUUGUUUUGGUGCUCUUUUUUUUUUCUUUUUUUGCUCUUUUUUUUCAUUUUCUUUUUUUUAUAGCACUCUAUCAGUUUCAUUUUUAUUUCUUUGUUUUGGUUUCAUAUUUUGUAUUAUUCAUUUCUUUUUUUUAAUUAUCUUCACUAAUUAUACGUUUUCUUUAUUUUUUCUUCAUUUUUUGCCGCCAUUAACAAUAUUUCUUUCGGCUUUCUUUUCCUUUCUAUAUUUGUUUAAAGAAGUUUAUCAUUAUUUUCCAUUAUUUCAUUUUUUUUUUUUAUUCAUAAUUUGA
This is a messenger RNA of Acanthosepion pharaonis, 954 nucleotides long. NCBI's taxonomy places the organism in Eukaryota, Metazoa, Mollusca, Cephalopoda, Sepiida, Sepiidae. The record is from the annotation of a GenBank genome assembly.